Nezara viridula (southern green stink bug) is the source of this 1294-nucleotide messenger RNA. The record is from the annotation of a GenBank genome assembly. NCBI's taxonomy places the organism in Eukaryota, Metazoa, Arthropoda, Insecta, Hemiptera, Pentatomidae.
CGAAUAUAUAUAUUUUUUAUUAUGUUUUAUUAAGUGUUGUCUUUGGAAAUAGACUCUUUAAAACGCUUCAAUCAGCCUUCAGCUCUAGAUCAGUCCGGAUUGAUCGAACGAAGUUUAGUUUAAAACUGGUUCGAAUGCUUAAUCAUCGAUGCCCAGGGUAGCCAACCUAAAUAUGGCCGUCUUGCUUAUAGUUAUGGUAUAGCCAACAUAUGUUAUAAUAGCUUUCAAAUUAUUCAUCAUAUAAAAUUUUCAUAUGAAAUGUUCGGUAGAUUUUACUUUAGCAUCGGGAUUUACGCCAAAUAUUUCUACGACAGCCAGAGAAAUGGAUUUAAAGGCGAACAAAUCACUUCUCUGUUUAAAAAAUUAUCGGUCAUCACACGAUGUCCCAAAAGUUUGGCUUUCUUACUUGGACUGAGUUUUUUUGAUUGUGAAGACGAUUCGUAUCUGUCUUUCGAAGCUAAGAAUGCUAUAAGGCCAUUCAUCAUAGCAGGAAACAUGAAAAUGAGCGGAAAUAAAAAGGAUAUUGAAGAGCUAUUAAAAAAUCUAAAAGAUGUCGAUAUAUUUCCAGAAAUCGAAAUCAUAUUGGCUCCUCCUUCUGUGUAUCUUGAAUUUUCGAAGUCUAAGGCGCCAAGGAAGAUUUCAUUAGCAGCUCAAAACUGUUAUAAAUUUCCAUAUGGCAGUUAUACCGGUGAAAUAAGUCCAGCAAUGCUCAAGGAUUUAGGGGUUCAAUGGGUCAUUCUCGGCCAUUCUGAAAGACGCCAAAUAUUUUGUGAAAAAGAAACUUUGAUUAGUGAAAAAGUAUGUCAUUCUUUGUCCCAAGGCAUGAGUGUUAUAGUAUGUGUUGGUGAAACUCUCGAAGAAAGGGAAAAAGGAAUGUCGGAAGAGGUUAUUUACAAUCAGAUGAGUAGCUUGUGUAUGUCCGUUGUAGAUUGGACCAAAAUUGUUAUUGCUUACGAACCAGUCUGGGCCUAUGCUGAAGGGAAAUCUAUUACGCUUAAGGAGGCCCAAAAGGUUCAUUCGCAAAUACGCAAAUGGCUUAAAAAAAACAUAUCGCCAACUGCUGCACAAAUCACACGCAUUAUUUACGCAGGUCCUGUUACAGAGAAAAAUUGCGUUAUGCUGGCUAAAAUGAAUGACGUGGAUGGGUUCCUUCUUGGUGAUACUGCAAUUGAAAAUGAUGAUUUCAUCGAUAUUAUUUAUGACUCAACGUCAUUCUAAUUGCCUUUGGGGUGUUGGUGUAUAAUCCUUCUAUUUCAUGAAUAAAAUAAUAAAUUAUUUUGUAAUGAUUAUUUUU